GCACUCUACAUUCCCUCUAUAUUGCGUUAUAUAAAACGCACAAAACCUGUUUGCAUGGUCACAUUGGGUAUUUAGCCCAUAUUGCUAGCGCGCGACAAUGGCGUUGCUGAUGCUGAAUAGGAUCUAGAUGGCGGCUACUUGAAAGUUGCCACUAUUGUAGUGUUUUGUGGGCUGAGUGCCUGUAGGGAUUGCUGUGUGGGCUCGAAUGCACUAUAUAUUGUAGGUUGUAACUUCGCGCGACGUUGCGGACGUUGUGCCAUUUCACGCCAUUGCACUUUUCCCGCUUGUGCGUCCAUCAUGGAAAUAAUUGGCAACAAUGUCGUUGCCAAGGCAACGGACAAUUCGUUUGUCAAAUCACUUUCCAAUGUGUUGCUAACCAUUGUUAAGAGGAAUGAAUCAAGAAAAGGCGUAGUUACACGUUUUCACUCGAUGAAUGCUCCGCCCAUAUCGAUUUCGGAUUAUAUCAAUCGCAUAGCUCGGCACGUGCGCUGCAGCAACGAGUGCUUCGUUUUGGCGUUGGUGUACAUUGAGCGCAUUACGAGGAUACAUAAAAAUUUUGUGGUAUCUAUCUUGAAUGUCCAUCGUUUAAUAAUCACGGCUGUGAUGCUUGCUGCAAAAUUUAGCGACGAUGUUUACUUUUCAAACAAGUUUUAUGCUCUUGUUGGUGGUGUUAACGUGACUGAGAUAAACUUGUUGGAAUAUCAGUUUUUGAACAUGUUGAAGUUCCAGUUGUAUGUAAAUGCAAUGGAAUAUGAGAACUGCCGCCUGAGUGUUGAGAAGGCUAGUUACAUGGGAUCUUUGUCCGCUAAUAAUUGGGGUCUUUCAUGGUACAAACCUCCGGGCGCUUGUUCAGCGGAGUUCUCUGACAUGUCUGUUAUGGCCUGCUCUCAACCAUCCCAACCGUCGUUGACGUCUGGUACGCAUUAUUGGGAUGAGGGUGACAUGGAUCUACACAAUGGAAGCGCACGUGCUGGGCACUACAAGCGUCUUCCUUGUACAUCCAGUUAUAACAAGGGAUCCAGUUUCGGUAUUCCCUACGCAGUACCUAGCGUGGAAGAAUCAUGUGAUGUCUAUAAUGUAGGCAAUAUGGCAGAAUAUGGUGCGUCCGUGAACCGCUUCACUCGCCAGGGUACCAAUGCACCAACUAGUUACCGCGUGCUUUCUAAUGUACACAUGCCACAAAUGGCUCCAACACCAAGAGUGGGAAAUCCUUUUGUAAGCACGCCUGCGAAUGAUACUAUGCAUGUGAAUAACGAUCUAUCGGGCGUUUAUGGCACUCGAGUUCCAUCUGACUUAUACUACCCAUUGUCCAUAUACCCAAGCCCAACUGUCAACGGCAAACACUACGCUGACGGCAAUUUGGUUCUCCGCAAUUCAGGUGCAGUAAUGAAUCGGAUGUACACACAACACGUGGAUUAUAUGGAGCCGGAUCACCCUUGGUGGAACCAUCCCAAGCGUGCAGCACCGAUGGAAUCUAAGCCUGCUUACAAUACCGAGGGUCCCGAAAGUAUGGACGAAGAGUUCAUGCCAUAUGUAAACCCUUUCGAGAUGCGAAGAAACGAGAGGAUAAUCAACAAAUGCGCUCCACGAUCUGACAGCUGGAACUAUAAAGUUCACCGUCAGCUAUACCGGUUCCGAAAUUUGGUGCCUUUUAACAAAAUAAAGGAAGCUGCUUAGCCACGAAAUAGAUUUUGGUUUAAUAGUUUCCCCUUGUAU
Molecule: messenger RNA, 1716 nt
Organism: Babesia bovis T2Bo
Lineage: Eukaryota; Apicomplexa; Aconoidasida; Piroplasmida; Babesiidae
Product: cyclin N-terminal domain containing protein
Exons: 1
Coding region: 298-1677 (459 amino acids)
Biological process (GO): regulation of cyclin-dependent protein serine/threonine kinase activity
Molecular function (GO): protein kinase binding
Source: RefSeq, a predicted model, not a curated record